This is a messenger RNA of Drosophila mojavensis, 4086 nucleotides long. RefSeq names its product exportin-6-A (gene ebo). Bases 210 to 3365 code for a protein of 1051 amino acids. Gene Ontology annotation, molecular function: small GTPase binding; nuclear export signal receptor activity. The record is from RefSeq and is a predicted model, not a curated record. Gene Ontology annotation, biological process: protein export from nucleus. NCBI's taxonomy places the organism in Eukaryota, Metazoa, Arthropoda, Insecta, Diptera, Drosophilidae. The transcript is spliced from 11 exons.
CGCUCUCAUUGCACUGGCAACGCUGCCGAUAUGUGCAAGUCGUAUAUACACAAAGAAAAUUGAUAAAAAACUCAAAAAUAAAUUUGAAUUAAAAAUCAUGAACUUUACGUCAAACAAUUGCUAAUGCACACCAAGCACAUAUCAACGCUAGCACCAAGCACAAAAUCGAAAUUCACACAUUGCACGCACACUCAGCAAUCGCCUGCAAAAUGCAUGCCGCAUCGAUGACGUCGGUGGAGGUGCUGCUGAAUGAGUUCUACCAGCCGACGACGAGCAAUGCCCGCAAACGCGAAAUUGAGACCAAUUUGCUGGCAUUCAAGUCACAGCCGGAGGCCUGGCAGCUGUGCCUGCGUGUUGCGACCGCCACCAAUAGUUUCACAGAGAAUCAAUUCCUUUGGUUCUUCAGCACCUCGACGCUGGAGCACACGAUAACGCGCCGCUGGACACAACUAACGGCGGCAGAUCGCACACUAUUGAGGGAGACCCUGUGGCAGCACUAUGCCCAGCUUAUGGUGCUCACCGGCGCACGCCGGCAUCGCGAUACGCUCGCCCAACUGAUUGCGCUGCUUGGCAAAAGGGAAUUCCCGGAACAGGAUCCGAAUUAUAUGCAACACUGCAUGGAGCUAACCAAGACACGAUUUAGUCUUGGCAUCAAUCUGUUGCGCGUCACCUCCGAGGAGGUGGUCAGCAAUCGCGGCGACCUCACCAGCGAAUGGAAGCAAUAUUUUCACUCGUGCAUUUCCAUGUGUAUACCCGAUGUUUUGGACCUGCUCACCAAAUAUCUGUUGAUCGCCGUUUGUUACAUCAAUGGCAAAGACAUUCAUACGACCAUACCAAGCACAUUCAUGGACUACAGUCUGACUGCAGCGCUGCCAAAUGAUAACCAACUAAGUUCCUCAGUGCUGGAGCUGCUGAGCUGUGUGCAGCAUUUGGUCUCCUGGAUACGCACCGAUCUGAUCUCUGAAUACUUCCUAAUGAGCAUACUCGAUUUAUCGCAGUGGCGCCAGGCGAACGAGAACAUCUCGCUGGGCGCACUCUCAGUGCUGAAUGAGCUGCUCUAUCUGCAGAAGCCGCUGCCCUUCGCGUUCACCCUAAUGAACGGAGUCAGCGGACUGCUGGAACAGCACAACAGCGUCAAGCACCAGAGCGAAAUGUAUAGCGAUAAGUUCCGCGAACUGUUGCGCCUGUAUAGCACCAAAUAUGCGGGCAAAAUGAUGCAGGAACCGGAAAUGCUUGACUCAUUUCUCGAUCAGCUCUAUCGGUGCACCACCAAAUUGCAUGGCGCUCUGGACUUUACCGAAAAACUGGACAUCUGGACACCCAUCAUCAAGGGCAUUGCCGAGCAGCCAACGCAAUUGAGUGCUCAUCAUGGCGAGAUUAUGACGAAGCUAGUCGAUGAGAUAAUGCGGCGUACACAGUUCGAAAUCAAUAAGCCCGAACUGGAGCUACUCGACAAUGAGCUAAUGGAGGAUGAUACGCCCACAACGGAAUGGCAACAGUUUCUGGACCAGUGCUUCGAGUGCCUGGCCCUGCUGGCGACAACACGCGGCGCCCACAUCGUCUUCGCUCAGGUCUUCGCCCACUGGUCACGCCCACAGACGUAUCUGCUGUCGCUGGAGCUGGCGCUGGAUCAUGGCAGCGGUCGGUGCUAUGAGGCAGCACGCAAACUGAAGCUCGCCAAUGUGGGUGAGAUAUUGAGAGACUUUGCCACCGUUUGCCAGGCGGUGGUACGAUUAGCUCCAUUAAUGGACACGGCACAGGCGCCCGCGGAUGUCGUCGAUGAGAUGGAGCGGCAGUUGCAUGUGCUCUCCGAUCGUUUGCUGCAGACGCUGCAGCUGUUGGCGAGCAAUCGAGUCGGCGGCAGCGACUCGGAGAAGGCGAGCUUUCAAAUGGACUUGGAUAAUCUCUAUGCACAAGUUCUACUGGCCAUACGCAGCAUCUUUCCGAUGUCCAAGUCCCUGAACAGCGAGCAGCUGCUGCAUCGCUUGUUUGCCAUAUUGGGCAGCAUAUUUGCGGGCAAUGCCUCGCCGUCGGCUGCCUCGCCCAUAGUGCAGCAGGCGGCGAGCGAGGUGCUGCUCUUCAUAGCGACUGUGAUACGACCCAAAUGUCUAUUGGAUAUACCCGAGAUCCAGAGCCUAAUGCAGGCGGGGCCGCGACUCGGCGGCCAGCUGCCACGCCAAGUGUGCAUCAAUGUCCACAUCAGCCUGGUCAGCUACAUGGUGAUGCCGUGGAAGAACGUGCCCGAACAGCAGCAGGACUAUCCGCGUCGCCAAUGGAUGCUGCGCGAGUAUAUUGGUGCAUUAUCCAGGAAUUUCCAGGAACUGGAUCUACCGGCAGCCGGCGAGAGCAAAGUGGCGGCCACCACGCUCAGCCUGUUGGGCACGUUUACGGCGCUCAUCGACUACUUCAAGGCGACGGGUGCAACGGCCAAGGACCUACUUGCGAGCACCUUCAAGCCCAUAUUAAACAAAGCGCUGGUGAUCUUCAAUAGCUACGGCCUGAGCAGCAUUGCCAUGGCCAUCACCGUGGCCGAGUUCAGCCUGAGUAUGCUGCGCACUCUGCCCAUGCAUUUGGGAGCACAGUUCAUCAAGGAGAUGAUCACGCUGUUUAUCGAUGUCAGCAGCAGGGAGCAGUUAACGCUCAGCCGCUUGGCCGUCAUGGAGAAGGUGUUGCAGAUGUUUCAAUUGGUCGUCGAACAGCCGGGCAAUGCUUCCUUAUCGCUGAUGCCCAGCAUUUUGGGCUUCAGCACACAGCAAAUACUUCCGCUGCUGCAGCAGCAGAACGCAGCCACCGAUAGUAGCGAAAUAACCAGCCUGCUCUUUGCGCUCUUCGACAGCGUGCUCACCUGUAAAUGGCAAUUCUUCUAUAAGAAUCAGCUGAGCAAUGGCCAUGGCAACGGCCAUGCGAAUGGUCAGCAGCCCAACAAUUUCAACUGCAGUGACAACCUGCAACCGGAACACUUUAUGGCCAUCAUGAAUGCGUACGGCCAGAUGCUGGUCAGCGGCACAGAUCCCAGCAAUGUGCGCAGCGUGCUCGUCUCCAUGCAGAAUGUGAACGAGCGUAGUCGCCUGUAUCAGCGUGCCCUGUUCAAGGAGCAGCUCUUGGCCUCGUUCCAGCGUGCGCUGCUCAAUCUGCUGUUGAGCGGCGAGGGUGCACUACACUUUGAUCUGAUUGCCCAGGCACUGUUCGCCAUGGGCCAGGUGGAUCGUCGCCAGCUGCUCGAGAGUUUUGUCAAUGCGACGCUGCCCGUGGCGCAAUCAACGCUCGAGGAUAUAUGCCAGACAACUGACAUUCCAACGUUUACACAGAAACUGACGCAGCUCACGCAGGAUGCACAUUGUGCGCAUCUAAAUGAGACAACGUAGACGACUGCGCCGAAUGGAGACACAACACGGAGCAAAUACACAUUCACACACACAAGCACACGAAUACACACACACACACACACACACACUUAUACGCAGUCUGUCCCUUUCAGUAUCUUUUGUGCCUAUUUUAAUUUUAUGUUGUUUUGUAUAUAAUAUGUACUCGAACUGUAUAUAUAUAUAUAUAUAUAUAUAUAUAUAUAUAUAUAUAUAUACGCGAUAACUGUACGUACGAAAACGUUGCCCCAUGCUGUGUGUUCCAUUAAGUAUAUGCAUAAGAUACCUAUAUAUACGUGUGUAUAUCGAUAACUAUCGAUAUAUUCUGCAACUUCUGUGGUUUUACGUCCUCGAGUGAAAUUCACAACACAAUUCAUAAAAGACAAUUUUAGCUUGUAAUGAGAUUCCGUUUAAAAACAAACAGAUAUAGAAGAUCAGGAUGAAGAUUAACCAUACAUAAUAAUAGUCUAGUAGAUGUAUGUGUAUAUCUAUAUAUAUAUGUAUGUAUACAUAUAUAUUUUAAAUCUAUGAUAAUUAUUAUUAUGAUAACGACAUAAUCACAUGCUUCUGUGUCCAACAUUUUUAAACAAGAAAGAAAAGAAAAAGUCAUAUAUGUAUACUCUAGACUAUAUAUAAUACCCAUCUACAUAUAUGUAUGUGUGUUUAUAGGGAGUACAUGAAAUUAGCAUUAAUCCAAAUACAAAUCCAAAUCGCGUUCACAAUA